AUGUCGAGAGCAGCUCUGUUGGCUCAGCUCCAAGUGAUGACACUUGUGCCCCCGACCACUAUCAUAUGCAGUACUCUUUUGAGAGAGUUCCACGGCUAAGCACAAAGUUCAAAAUGACAGUGUAAAGGAGACUCAGUUGAUGAGAAGAUAUAAAGCGAACACGUGUAAUAGUGAUAUCAUGCAGCUACAGUAAUCCGGGAAGGGCUCCUUUUGUCAACUGAUUGUGCGAGACGCUGCUUCGUGUUCGUAUUUGUUCGUGAAACAGUAUUAGAGCUUUGUCAGUGAGUGACAACAGAAAACAAAACAAACAUUGUGUGCGGCCAGUCAGUCGGCCAUCGUUACCUGUACGAAUUCUUCCAUUUAUCAGCCAGUUUCCGCUUGAGAAGUGACAAUUAUUACUCACUGAAACCUAAUAGAAAACCAAGAUGAAUAGGAAUAAUCACAUGAAUCAUGCUGUGACUGAAUAGAGUGAAAGAAAUAUGCAAUAUGAAUGCGUGAUCAAGCAGCUGUGAAUUCUCCAAGUUCCGGAAAAUCGAUGAUUCUGAACCGAAUAUCAAUGUUGGCGGGCGCUCCGGUCGGCAACUUGUUGAACCUGCAAAAUAAGGGGAACGAGGGACGGCAUGCUAUCAUAAACAACUCGAAGACCGCCGCCAGACACCACCCAGUGUUAUUUGAACUGGCGGGCGUUGAGAAAACGAUAAGAAAACGACUGGUGACGUCACCUCCGAAGUGCGCGUGAAAUGUGGUACAUCGGCGUACGCAGGCGACCGUCCACGGUGUUUGCACACAUUUUGCAACAACGAGCACCCUAGUUGCUCAGAAGACUCACCUAGCGUUUGUGGAGGCCCGGUGGACACCCGCCGGUUUUGGAAGCAUCGUAUUGCACCUUGUUUAGCAGAAAGUGGCAUUUGCUGAAUUUUGACAAAGAUUUCAGCAAAAAUCAAGGUAUCCGGAGCUCCGGUGACAGUUCCACGCUAUUUUCAAACAGAAGAUUGUGAAGAAGCCGAAUAAAUUUUAUAGGAAUUUUGAAAAAGUAAUCUUGUAUUUCUUUUACUUAUUUUUACGUUCUCUGGCUGUUUCACAUUAAUUAUCCCUUGAUUUUUAUUGAAAUCUGUCAAAAUCCAACAAAUGCCACUUUCUGCUAAACAAGUACAAUGCUUCAAAAACCGGCGGGUGUCCGCCGGGCGUUCACAAACUCUAGCUGAGGAAAAUUUCAACAGAAUAAUUCCGAUUGUCUAAUACAAUUCUUUUAAACAAGGCAUUUUGAUUCUUACAGGGCACAAACUGGCGUCGAGUGCUCAAGAAAAGUUGGAGUCGUUGAAGGCGGCUCGGAGAAGUUCGUCGGGAGUCUCGACGUCUUCUAUUCUUUCCCUUUCUUCUACUGCUCUCUCACAAGCAAUCAGUUCAAUUGAUAACGGAAAGAGCGCAGUAGUAGUGGACAUUGGAUCCAAACUGACGAAGUGAGUAGACCUUUCCAUCAGCCGUAUUCAUGUUUGAAUUACUCAGAAUCGGAUGUGCGGGAGAACACAAUCCUCGACAUGUUAUUCGGACAGAGUUUUUGGAUGAGAACGGUCAAUUGGUGACUGCGGACGAGAUUCUGGCCUUGAACAACAUGAAAACUGUGUCGAAGCCGGUAGAAUACUACGAGGACCUGCUUCUCAAGUUUUUGAGAAAAAUAUUUUUAAAGUAAACUUAUUCCACAAAGAUUGUUUUUCAUUCCCAAAUUUUCCAGAGUGCUGGCUCCUGCAGACCGCCCGGUUAUCGUAGUUGAAAGUCUGUUCAUGUCUGUUGAACUCCGGAACGCCAUAUCCAAGGUGGUUGUCGAGAAGCUUCGCUGCAAGUCACUCAUGUUCAUGCCUUCGCACGUCUGCGCCACGUUCCCAUUCAAUACUCAAAACGCCCUUGUCGUGGAUAUCGCACACUCUGAAUGCUUGGCUAUGCCUGUAAAACUUCAAUUUCCUUCAUAAACUUAUUCCCUUUCAUGCAGAUAAUCGAAGGAGUGACAAUGCUGAAUGAGUUCGAAUCGGCACGUUCGAUCUGUGGUAAACAGCUUGAACGAAGAGUCCGCGAGCUGCUGAAGAAGUACGGACAAGUUGAAGAGCCAAAUUCAGAAAGGAGAGCUAUUUCUGAUGAGGACUGGACGGAUAUUGAUGUAAGCCAUUCAGGAAAAACGUUAAACAGAGUAGUCAAAGUAUUGCAGAAUAUGAACUUGGUCGAAACGAUCAGUAUUUCAUUGAUUUGCACUGACAAAGAAAGGUCAGAGAAGUGGAAAGAAUGGGAGAACGCACAAGGAGAGAAACCGAAGAUAGAACCGAUUUCCAAAGAAUCGCUCGUUCAUGUCGAGAAGAAAUGCAUCGUUGUGCCACCGGUUAUAUUGUAAGAAUAGCCUGAAAAUAAGAAAAUGUUUGAAGGUGUGAAAUUUUACAGUGAAACUAGUAUUGAAAUCUUCUUCGAUGAGCAACUAAAUCCGGAUUCAUUCGAUGUGAGCCUUCCGAAACUGCUCUAUAAACUUGUCUCAAAAGUGAGAUUAUACGAGAGGAUUCCGUUGCUAACUCGUUCUUUUAGUGUCCCAUUGACCUCCGCAAGAAACUCUUCCCGAAUACUCUUUUGGUCGGCGGAGUUGCCACUAUCCCUGGACUUCUGAAACGAUUAGAGGUAUGUCUUAUCACCCUAACCGCAUUCACUUACAUUUUAAGCAAGAAAUCGCGUUAAUCGAUGAGAAAAAUCAAACGAAGCUUGCGGAAGAAGUAAAAUUUUAUCGGUUCGCCGACUUGAAAAACUCACCCCUGUUCAUUGCAUGGCUCGGAGGUAAUUCAGGAGAAGUGUUCGGUCUUUAAUCAUCUCAUUGCAGCCAGUCUUCUCGGUUCACUUCGGGAGACAAUCGAACGAAAGAGUCUUACCCUCGAGGACUGGAGAACAGGAAAAUUGGCUUCCGACUGGACAGACAUAAUUGUGAAAUCUCGCUAG
Messenger RNA from Caenorhabditis sp. 36 PRJEB53466, 2967 nucleotides. Lineage: Eukaryota; Metazoa; Nematoda; Chromadorea; Rhabditida; Rhabditidae. The record is from the annotation of a GenBank genome assembly.